Messenger RNA from Boleophthalmus pectinirostris (great blue-spotted mudskipper), 1848 nucleotides. It is a transcript of the gene pld3, whose product is annotated as phospholipase D family, member 3. The transcript is spliced from 12 exons. Bases 201 to 1688 code for a protein of 495 amino acids. The record is from RefSeq and is a predicted model, not a curated record. NCBI's taxonomy places the organism in Eukaryota, Metazoa, Chordata, Actinopteri, Gobiiformes, Gobiidae. Gene Ontology annotation, molecular function: catalytic activity.
AUGACCGCGGGUCUCCACUGCGCUGGGACCUGGAUACGGUUUUCUCUUGUUGUUUUUUUUGUUUUGUGGACUAAAAAUCCGAAGUGUGGCGCCGGUGUGGAUGAGAGCGGACUAGAGUCGGUGACGGUCAUAUUGUACCGGUCCUCCUACGCUGCUGGUCCCUUAUGUGUUUCUUGUGUUAACCCUGUGAGUGUGUAAACAUGACGGAGGAUAUCCCAUACAAACAGCUGGGAGAGCAGCAGGGGUCCCAGAGGAGAGCUCCAUGGAGUCUUUGUGCUCUGCUGAUGCUGCUCCUCCUGCUCCUCCUGCUCCUCCUGACCAUCAUGGCAGUGCUCGCCCGCCUGACCCUCCAAGGGACCACGCCAUCCAUCCACUGGGGUGAACCGCCCUGCUCGGACCCCUGCAGUUUUGUGCUGGUGGAGAGCAUCCCAGAGGGGCUGAUCUUUAACUCCAGCUCCACACACCCAACCAUCUCCCAGACCUGGCAGAAGCUGAUGAGGGAGGCCACCAGCAGCCUGGACAUCGCCUCCUUCUACUGGACCCUCACCAACAGGGACACAGGAACUCAGGACCCGUCUGCUGUCCAGGGGGAGGCUGUGCUGAAGGCUCUGGCUGACCUGUCUCCAAAGCUGAGUGUACGCAUCGCUGUGAACUCAGCCGAGAGUCUGCCAGCUAACCUGCAGCUUCUCCAGCGUGCAGGAGCUCAGGUCAGGACUGUGAACAUGAAGGAGCUCACCUCAGGGGUUCUCCACACCAAAUUCUGGGUGGUUGACAAGAAACAUGUGUACAUCGGCAGUGCCAACAUGGACUGGAGAUCCCUCACACAGGUAAAGGAGCUGGGAGCUGUUGUGUACAACUGCAGCUGUCUGGCUGCAGACCUGGGGAAGAUCUUUGAGGCCUACUGGUAUGUGGGACAGAGCGAGUCUAUUCCCUCGUCAUGGCCCAGCAGCUUCUCCACUGACUUCAAUCAGGACUCCCCAAUGAAGCUGCAGCUCAACCGCUCCGAGGCCAGUCUCUAUCUGUCGAGCUCGCCCCCCUCCUUCUGUGCAUCUGGCAGAACCUCCGAUCUUCAGGCCAUCCUUGGUGUGAUCGAAGAUGCUCAUAGCUUCAUCUACAUCGCGGUCAUGAACUACCUGCCCACCAUGGAGUUCUCCCAUCCCAAGAAGUACUGGGCCAGUAUCGACUCUGCCCUGCGGAGGGCGGCGUACGAGCGGCGUGUGGCGGUGCGUCUGCUUGUCAGUUGCUGGGCCAGCACCUCACCCAUCAUGUUCCCCUUCCUCCGCUCUCUGGCCUCCUUGCAAGAGCCACGGAGCAAACUGGACAUCCAAGUGAGGCUGUUUGUGGUGCCUGCGAGUCCCGCACAGAAGGAGAUCCCCUUUGCCAGAGUGAACCACAACAAGUACAUGGUGACAGACAGAACAGCCUACAUAGGGACGUCCAACUGGUCUGGGGAUUACUUUGUGAACACAGCGGGUGUGGCUUUGGUGGUACAGCAGCCGUCACUUUAUGCACGAGCUUCUUACUUCUCAGGGGACCCAGACUCUUCAGAGGCCCCUCACUCUUCAGGGGCCACAGUUCAGGCACAGCUGCAGCAGGUGUUUGAGCGGGACUGGGAUUCAGCCUACAGCUCUCCUUUGUCGCACAGCCACAGCUCUGUGAACAGCUCUGUGGACAUGUGUGCAGUGUGAUACUGCAGCCUCAGGGAGCUCACACCAAGUCCAGUUCAGGGAGGACAUUUCUUCUUAGUUCUCAACUCUUCUUAUUUGAAGCACUUUUUCAUUUUCUCAGGACACUGUGUUUAUUUGAGAAGAAUAUGGCAACCUCUUAAUAAAAAUAUUAUCUUCUGUA